CACCCCCAAUUGCUAUCACCAUCGCAUCCAAUCCAUCUCUACAACAUCGUUGUAUACGUCAAGUUCACCUGAACAAUCUAUACCGUUUGUUUCAGAUAGCAUCGACGUCAGCUUUCUUUUUUUGCUUCUCCAGUUUUGUCUGGAAUAUUCAAUUUGUCUCUGUUGAAUUUCAAUAACCUGCGAGGAUCAAAUUGACUUUUAUUGUCUACACAACCUGCAAUUUUAUUAAUCUUACCUACUACUUGCCUAUAAGAUGUCUGAGGACUCGUUCAAUUACCCCACGUCCAUUCUCACGUCCAAGACUCCAGAACAAGCGGCCAAGAUUCUACCCAAUGGUUUGAACUCCGCCUACAAGCUCUUGGACACCGACCUUUCCCGGUGGUUCAAGGAGUACGCGUCAGUAUUACAGACUUAUAACAGUGGCUUGAGGAGUUUGCUUGCUACCGGAAAUGAGAUGUUUAAAGAAUCCAAUAAUGAUGGAGAGUUCUCAAAUUUUCCUCGUCAUUGGAACUGUUUUCUCGCUUCUUUGCAAAUCGAAUUGAAUAACAAUGACGAGCUUCUGAACAGCAUCAAUAACGAGAUCAUCCGUCCACUCCGUGAUGUUGUGGACAAAGAUGUGCGUCUUUCAGAGUUGCUUAUCAACUCUCAGGAAUUGCAGGAAAUCAGUGACGGUUUGAAAAGCACCAAGAGCAACGCAGAAAUGCAGUGGAACUACAAGGCCCCACAGAUCUUCCAGAAUUGGGAAGAUUUCAAGAAGUACGAAACUCAGUUGCUUUUUGAUAUUGUGCUCAACUACUUCCAGAGUCAAAAUUCCAAAUUAACCAAAGAGUUGACCAACAACGAGAAUCUGACCAACUACCUUUUGAAGAACUUCAAGUUGGACAACGAGAUGCAGUUCCAUUUGGAAUGGUUGCUUCACCACAAGUUCGAACCUGCCAAAGACGGAUUCGUUCAACAGCAGCAAAAGCAACAACAGCACCAAUUGAACAAACAGCUGCAUCCUCAACAACGUGAAUCUUCACAAUCACAUCAUCCAAGCAAGAGGUUCAGCAAGCUGAACAAAUUGAAGUCUAGGGUUGGUUCAAUCUUUGGCCGUAGCAAGAACAAGAGAGGUAAAGCUGGUAAGAGUGACACUAUUCCUGAGACUGAGUCGAUCACUUCUGAAACGAACUUGCCCAGAGGCGACUUGACACAAAUGCAUACCAGAGCUUCGUCUAUUACUUCCAGAGGUAAUUCAUACAGACGUCCAUCAGGAGCACGUACUCAAUCCUCUGGACUUGUAUCGCAACCAGCUAGUGCUGCUCCAGAAAAGGAGACUCCACAUCUUCCUUCCAGUUCAGUUGCUGCUGAAGUUGGAUCUCUGACCGUAGCUCUGGAGCCUUCUAUCCAAGAGGAACCUCCAGUUGCAGAGUCUCCAAACGUUGUCAAGUACAAGGACACGGAUUCUUCUUCUGACGAAGAGGGACCGGAGGACAUUCAAAACAAUGGUAGAUCGAUGUUGCAGAAGCAUGAUCUCGAGCCAGAAGACGAAGCUCAAGGAACUUCUCCUAGAGACUCGUAUCCAUCUUUGGCCCCUCCACCACAAUUGCCAGAUCCUAGAUCUCGUCAAAGCAGCUCAGGCAAGUACAGCUUUGAAGCUGGCGAUGACCAGAAACCAAUUGCGGCUACUCCAAGAUCGCAAUCUGAGAACGUUUUUGAAUCACCUCCAGAACUGGAGUUGCCAGAGCCAAAUCUCCACCUCCACCUCCCUCCAGAAAGGUUAUUCACCAUCAAACAGCUGAUGAAAAGCGAAGUUACUUCGCAAAUGUUCCACAACUUACCUAGUGCUCGUGAAUCUUUGGUACAACCACAUGCUACUGGUGGCUCUUUUGCUCCUUUGGUAAGUCAAGACACGGGGAUGUCGUCGUUGUCCAAGAGUGACUACUUCAAACAUUUUGACACUGGUUCUGAACCGGUGACCAAGGGUUUGAACGCUUCGAUUGCCGAUGUUGUCAACGCUAAUUUCAAGGAUGGACAAUUGGUAAAGUCACAAUUGAUAGGUGAAGUAGCUUUUACUUACAUUCCAGAGGAUGCUACGGCAAGUUUGCCUGUGGAACCAAUCUUGGUGAGGAUCCCUAAUAGUUUCGAUAAGGUGAUAUUGAACAACUCAUUUGUAGACAAAUUGGAAGACGAAGUGUUCAAGAUUUCACCAGCAUUGGUUUCGUCUAAGACUUUGGGAGGUAUCAAAUAUUUGCUCAAAUUGAACGAAACUCAAGUUCCAAUCAUAGUGCAGCAAGUGUGGAGGUAUGAAGAUCAUCAAGCCAGUUUGGUGGUCAAGUUGAGAGUAAACCCCGCUAUUAGAGAAGAGGUCGUAGUAGAGAACUUGUUUGUAUCUGUUGCCUUGAAGAGCAACGUCCAAGCUACAUCGGCUUCUUCCAAGCCACAGGGUGCAUUCAACAAAGAGAAGAAUAGAAUCACUUGGAGAUACACCCAGCCGUUGAAGUUGGGAGGAGAUGUUGUUGAAGAGAAGUUGAUUGCAAGAUUCAUGACCAAUGGUAAGGGUGUUGAAGAUGAAGCUGGAGUUCAGCUCAAAUUCCUUAUUCAUGAUCAUCCCAUCAAAUUUGCAACCAUUUACAGCUACGAAGACAAAACCAAGGAGAUUGCUCUGGUGAGAAACAUCACCAGUGGUAACUACAGUGGCCAUGCCUAGCCUCUGUUUUUGAAAAGUUAUUAAGCCAAGAAAAUAUAUUGAUAUUCAUUGUUUUUAUUUAUGCGUAUACAUUUCGAACUUUGCGUUAUUACACUUUACAUAAAAAGAUUCCGACUCAA
This is a messenger RNA of Scheffersomyces stipitis CBS 6054, 2808 nucleotides long. RefSeq lists its product as uncharacterized. NCBI's taxonomy places the organism in Eukaryota, Fungi, Ascomycota, Pichiomycetes, Serinales, Debaryomycetaceae. Bases 254 to 2689 code for a protein of 811 amino acids. The record is from RefSeq and is a predicted model, not a curated record. The transcript has 7 exons.